Molecule: messenger RNA, 2293 nt
Organism: Aspergillus aculeatus ATCC 16872
Lineage: Eukaryota; Fungi; Ascomycota; Eurotiomycetes; Eurotiales; Aspergillaceae
Product: ferric reductase family protein
Exons: 5
Coding region: 1-2172 (723 amino acids)
Biological process (GO): intracellular iron ion homeostasis; copper ion import; iron ion transport
Cellular component (GO): plasma membrane
Molecular function (GO): ferric-chelate reductase activity
Source: RefSeq, a predicted model, not a curated record
AUGAGAAUCACGUUAGCCAUUCUGGCUUCGUGCCUCAGCUCGCACGCUGUGGCCAAGGGCUUCUCGCCGAGCAAUGCGAACCAAUACUGCAUGUACGCCAUAUAUGAGUCCUUCUCUCCGUUCAAAUGGCAAGAGAACAGCAGCUACACGAGCGCGGUAUCUCAAAGCUCGACACGUUCCAGCUCCGCAUCUGGGUGUACGAAUAUGCUCGAGGUAGCAUCGAUAUAUGCCUCCAUGCGAGCGUAUUGUCAUGGGAGGGCAUACACUGUGGGCCUUGACUUUUGGAAGAGCCUGUGCACUAACGGCGGCUCGGCAUUGAUGGACUUGAACGAGAUUGAGGCCAUAGCUACCACCAAGUACAUCGAACAGCUACCCGUCUUCAGCCCAGGCGCUUCGAACUCGGCCUCAAUUUCCUCCGCGGUACUGCUUGACAAGUCAUACUAUCGACGAGCCGUCCGCAGUGUGACCGCGGAUGAGACCGAUGAUUCUCGCUCGUUGAAGAUUGCUUGGGGUAUUCACGGCUUUUGGGGAUUGGUGAUACUGGUCGGUAUCAUUUUCAACUUCCUGACUGGGCUCUUCUACUGUCGAGAUGCAGAGCAAACCCAGGACCCAGAGAAACCUAGAUCUCCGUCUCCCCUCCGGCGCCUAUCGGCAUCGAAUCCGAUUACCAAAGUCUAUAAUGCUCUCAACACACACUUGAUCCUAGCGCCGAGUCUAGGGACUAAUGGAACUCUCGCCUAUCAGAUCUGGGACACAAUGGGGCCGAGACUUGGCCUACUCGCCUUCGCAUGCUUGCCGUGGCUGUGGGUCUUUGCAGGCCGAAAUAAUGUCCUGAUUUGGGCCACGGGCUGGAGCUUCCACACAUUCAAUGUGUUCCACCGGCAUCUCGCCAUCCUGACCAUUCUCUUUGCCAUCAUCCAUUCUAUAUCAUAUACCGUCAAGUACUUGGCUUAUAGUGAGACUCUGCCUCUGCAACCAUCUCCGUUCCGGCUAACAUCGCGCCUCAAGACCCGAGCAAUGCUCAUGUGCUUGAUGAUCCCGUUCUCUUGCGGCGCGGUGCGCAAACGAUUCUACGAAGUAUUCCUCGUUGUGCACGUUCUAUUCGGGAUCGUCAUUGUCUACGCUCUGUUUAGGCAUAUGAGCAAGUUCGGCGCGGAAUACACUCCCCACCUGUGGCCUGUAGUGGCUAUCUGGUCCUUCGAUCGACUCGUCCGCCUCCUGCGCCUGGCACUCUGCAAUCUGCCUAUCCACCGCAGUAGCAGCGUGCAUUCUCCCUACCAGAGCACCGUCACCUACCACCCCAGCAGCGACGUUCUCCAGAUCGAAAUCCAGCCCGCGAUCCUCCCCACCUCGCCCAAAGCCGGACAUUACUACUAUAUCUACCAACCCACGACCUUCCGCGGCUGGGAGAACCACCCCUUCACCACGGCCUCCGUUCGCUACUCCGACCGCGACAGCUCUUCCACAUCCCCCUUCCCUGGCUCGACCACUCCUCCCCGCACGUCAACGGAGAAAGAAGCCGCUAUCACCACGCAGUCCCGUCCUCUCCCGCUCCCUUCACUCACAGCAUCCACUCCGACGCUAACCUUCUGGGUCCGUCCGUACACCGGCUGGACCCACCGUCUCAAAGCCCAAGCCAUCGCCGCCGGCAACACCCUGCACCCCACCCUCGUCCUUGAGGGCCCUUACGGUCGCAGUGCGUCCACCGCCCUGCGCACCUUCAACCGCAUCGUCAUGAUUAUGGGUGGCACCGGCAUCGGCGUCGCGACGGCAUACCUCCAAGUCCUCCUGUCGGCCCCGCAGGGGUUGGAGCAUCCGCAAAUCGACCUCCACUGGACGGUGCGCGAGCCCGCGCUAGUCGACCAGCUGUAUCGCGCGGAGUUGGGCUCGUAUCUCCAGUGCCCUGGAGUGCGGAUGCGCUUUUACUGUUCGCGAGGAUCAUGUGAUGCGGUGGAAGGUGAUGGAGUGCUCUCUGGGGGGGAUGUGAAUGUGGAGGAGGGGCGGGCGCCCAUUGCGCAAAUUGUGGCCCAGGCGGGGGCGGAGGAGGGCUCGGUGGCGGUGGUGGUAUGCGGUCCGGCGGAGAUGGCGGAUCUCACGCGCGCGGCCACACUGGCGGCGCGGCGCGGCGGGGCGAUCGGGAUGGAGUACUUUGAGGAGGCGUAUGGGUGGUAGUCAAUUUCGUGGUAUCGGGGGAUGGCAUUGUGGUGGUACAGGCUUUGGGGUGAUUUGAGUACACAGAACAAAGAGGUGACUAGCCAAAGAAUAAUCAUCAUGUCUGUAUGCUAAGACUGAC